Messenger RNA from Coccidioides posadasii C735 delta SOWgp, 1590 nucleotides. Lineage: Eukaryota; Fungi; Ascomycota; Eurotiomycetes; Onygenales; Onygenaceae. The record is from RefSeq and is a predicted model, not a curated record.
AUGCUUGAUGAAAACCUUCCAAGUAAGUCUCUCCCUUCCUUCUGGGAGGCUUCACUCGCUGACCAGACCUGCCACAAAGCCUUCUACAUCAAGCCUUCCACGGAGAGGCCAAAGCAUCAAUCCACGUAUUACUUUUGCCAGGGUGGUGAAGAACCAUCCCCCGCCUACUCCGUUCGCCAUCUCGACCCCGACCUUCCGGCCUCCAAAAACCGGUAUGCUGUAGCUCUCUACGACUCGUUUUGCCCGGACAUCCUCUACGGGGAAGUGCUUUUGAUUCCAAAAUGGACGCAGCCUUCGCUAUCGCAGGAAGCCAUCCGACAGAAUAACGGAGUCCCUCCGCCUCCCGAGCCUAUACUUCCAAAUGAGUUUAUUAUUCAACUGUAUAACCCGGAUCAGCAGGUGCUCGUGCGUUAUAAGCCGAAAUCUUGGAACUCGCCUGCAUCGUGGCAGUUUGAAAUGCCCCAGCAGACAUUUCGCCUGCCGUCGGGCUCUUCCUUGGACCGCACUAUGAGUGACCCGGCGGCUUCGGAUAUAACACCUAAACUUCGGUUUAACUGGCAAAAGGAUGGGAAAUUCUCCAAGGACCUCACAUGCUAUCUUUCCGGAAAGACGGUGGACUUUGAUGAUGCUAGAAAGCGAAGCAAGGAGCCGGAUAUUACCGUUUCCAUCUUCAAAGGACUCAAAGAAGUCACCUUAUACGAGCCAAAUCUUUACCGUGUAGAAAUGGAAGAUCAUAAGGGCCUGGAGGUCGUUUUGCUCUUGGGUGCAGUAGUCAUCCGUGAUGUCUAUUUCGGCCAUAUUAAGACCAGCUUUCAUAUCACAGAUCCCCCAAACCCCGCCGCUCUAGCAGCGCCAAAAAUAACCCCGCCUAAAGUUUCGGUGAACGGAACCACUCCCCAAAUAAAAGGUCAGAGUGGAGGACCUCAGCCGAACCAACAAGGUCCUCAUUCCAACCCUCCACGGCAAACGACAUUACCAGUACGCGAAGCACGUCCACCGCCUGCCGACCCGCGCACACAGUGGGAGAUUGACGCCGAAACGAGCCGUUUAAAACAACAAGCCGAAGCCGAAGCACGAGAACGUCGACGAAAGGAAAAAGAAGCAGAAAAACAAACAAGGAAACUUCUUGAGGCUGAAGAACGAGAAAGGAGGCGGAGAGAGGCCCAGGUGAAGGAAGAAACAGAGCGCUUAAAGAAAAUAUACGGCAAGGAGGACAAGAAGCUGCGGAAGCAAGUCUCUGGGCCACCAAGUGCUUCACGGCCGCCAGCUCCCCUGCCACCGGGACCGCCACAAUUCAACAAUGCACAUUAUCGGAAUCACUCCUCGGCUUCUACGCCUGCUCCGUCCUGGUUCGCUACACCCGCCAGGCCACAAACGACACAGCCGACGCCUCAGUUUCUCGCACCUCGUCCGCCUGCAUCCACGGCGGGAGGACUAAGGCCACCACAGCCCCAGCUAAAGGAAAGGAGAAGCAUUUUCGGGUUUCGACUGGGAGACAAAAGUACCGGGUACCAACGCCUCUCAUGGCCUUUCGGACGUCAUUGCGCUUUUUUUAUUUUCCAGCUGUUUCUGGGGUUGGGAACUUGGUAG